GAGGUCUGAUUUUACAUACAUCACACUUCCACAUUAAUCCCUGAUUUGCAACUUUUUUAUUUCAUGUUCUGCAAUGAUGUAUCUAUGAUAACUAUUAUGUAGUUGUUUUUGGAUAUUCUCUAAAACUGAAUUAUAGAUUUGUUUUCAACUUUGUGCACAGCUGAGUAUUUCAGGAAGUCAAAUGUGUGAAAUUGAUUUUACCGUCUGCCCACUUGUGUGGUUGUCAGCAUCUGUGUUUUGCAGAAGAUGCCCAUGUGCCAGGAAGAAAAGCUCACUUUCCCCGCCAUUCUUUAGACUGUGAAAUUCAGUGAAAGAUGAAUCAUUAAUAUGAUCUAAUUUCAUAUGAACCAUGCAUGUGUUUGCCCCACAAACUAUAGAAACCUGCUUUAGCCAAUCAGAGGAGACUCUGCUGUGUGUAUAUAGGGAGUGUUUGAGUCGAUGAGAGUUUUAUACUGUAAUACUGUAUAGCAGAAGACACGCUUUAAAGAAGUUUACCUGGACGAUCUGCAGAUCAGGAAAAAUAAAAUCAAUCAUCUGACACACACGGUGAAAGAGAGAGAGAGAGAGAGAUUGAGAAAAAUGCCCAAAUCCUGCAUGUUGUGUUUGAUUCUUGCUUUGACAGCCCUCACAGUUUGUAGAGCUCGUCGCAAGCGACACCUCAAAAACUCAGAUGAAUCUGUUUCUUGCUUCGAUGGAGACGGACGGCUCUACCGGGGCUCUGUGUCUGAGUCUGCGAGCGGGCAAACGUGUCUGAGGUGGAAUUCAAGACUCUUGCAUGAUAUCAAUGGACACAGUGGAAAACAUGACCAGAGACGACACAACCACUGCAGAAAUCCAGACAACAGCUCCAGACCCUGGUGUUAUGUACAGACACGGUUUAGGAUUAGGAGAGAAGACUGUGAUAUUCCCCGCUGUCCAAACGACGAUUGGCAGUGCGGCCUGAGGGAGGAUCGCCUCAUGAAGGUGGUGGGCGGAGGUUUGAGCACGGUACAGCGACACCCCUGGAUGGCGGCGGUCUUGACGAGGAAAUCUGAGGUUGACAGUUUAAAGUGUGGAGGGAGUCUCAUAUCACCCUGCUGGGUCCUUACAGCCGCACACUGCUUUUCUGAUGGUCCUCAGACACGUCUCAGUAAACUCUCAGUAUAUUUGGGGAAGAAUGCGUUAAAUGAGACGGACCUGCAGAGAGAGCAGAAGUUCAGAGUCUCUGAGCUGAUCAUCCAUGAAAAUUUUGACAACACAGACGGCAACUACAAAAAUGACAUCGCGUUGUUGAAGAUUCAAAGUUCGGAUGGUGGAUGUGCUAAAGAGUCCAGCUCAGUGAAGACGGUUUGCAUUCCUGAUCCUAAACGCACGCUCGUUGACCAGACGUCUUGUGACAUCACUGGAUAUGGGAAAGAGCAUCAAGGGUCAUGGCAUUACUCUCAAUAUCUUAAAGAAGGAAAGGUCAAUGUAUUGUCACAUGAUCUAUGCUCCAGUAAAAUAGUCUACGGUAACAUGAUCACAGAAAACAUGUUGUGUGCUGGGAGUAAAGACUGGAGUACUGACUCCUGUGAGGGAGACUCUGGUGGGCCGCUGGUGUGUGAUGUCAGCGGUCGUGCGUUUCAGUUCGGUGUGGUGAGUUGGGGUGAAGGAUGCUCUCGAGAGUUUCGUCCCGGUGUUUAUACAAAAGUGAGCAACUAUUACAACUGGAUCCUGGAGAAAACCGGCCUGUCUUCACUUUCACCAGCAUAAAUGAAUAAAUAUAAAUGAACUGAUAUAUAUCACACAGGCCAGUUAUUCUGACAAUUAUUUAGCCAUUUUGAGAUGAUUAGCUGUAUCCAAUAAAUUGUGCUGGUUUGACCUGUGUGGUCAUUAACAUAUAGAUCAUAUAGAUUUCUGUUUUUAAUGAGUUUAUUGUAUUAAAGAGCCAUUUAAUUUUGCUGUGAUUUAAUAGUAAAAAAAAACAUAUCAGACAAAUAUUAGACAAAUAUUAGCACAGAUAUAGUGCACGUGUUUUAUAAAGCACAUUGUCUUAUUUAUUUGUGAAUAUUAUUUGUGAAAUCUGUGAAAGCAAAUUUGUGUCUGUUCCUGGUAAUCCCUAGUGUGUGUAGGGCAAACAAAGAUAUUAAUACCAGUAUUUUUUUGUACUUGUGGGGACAUAUUUUGGUCCACAUGAGGAAACAAAUAUAUAUCAAACAGAAAUAUUUUUUUUUAAACUAAAAUAGCACAAAAGUUUUCUGUGAGUGUGUGCGUGCAUGCCUGCAUGCGUGUGUCAGACAGGAUCAUUGGAACAGCUGUGAAUGUGAAUUCCCCUCCUGUUAUUAAGUGUAAAAGUCACAUUAUAACAGCUGGGCUUCAGCUUCCAUUGAUCACAUGACCAUCACAGUUAAUAACACAGAGGUGAUGUCAUGUCAUUGGAUCAUACAGUGAUCCAUACUCAUUCAUUUAAGUAAUGUUUCUAAAUAAAAAAUAAACAUUUCACAGAUGCUCUUGACCAAUUAAUGAGUUAUUAUUUAAUCCAGUGUUAUUAUUAUAAUAUUAUUUGUAUUGAUCUAUUUAUGCUUUAAAAUUGUUGAUGAUUAUAAAUCCAAAACAGGUUUAUAUAAGCUGUCUGUUUAGUAGAGCUGGGUGAACUUUCUCUGUGUAGGAGUGCAGUAUUAUAUUAAAACACAAGAUGGCACUGUUUAGUAUGUAGAGAGAAGUUCAUAAACGUGAGACAACUUACAGAAUGGCGGAGUGAAAAUGGAAUUGUGUUUUAUACAGGGUUCCCACGGGGCCUUGAAAUCCUUGAAAGUUUGUGAAUCUGGUGGGGCCAUGGGAAGUUUUUGAAAAUAUACCUACACACAUUCAAGCACUUUCAAUGACCUGUAUUUAUUUUAUGCAAGAAGUUUUCUGGAAAAAAUCCAUAUUAUUCCCUGUGUAUUGUAGGAUAAUAUCUUAAAAAUUCUAGACUAUUUAAGCACAUGUGCUAAACUGUUCGCUUUAAAUGCUUAUAUCUUCUGUAUAUGAAUGUUGAUUCAUACCAAAAUGCUUUUUUGCAUAGUUGUGUUUGACACAUGAAAACGUCACGGGUUACUUUUGUAACUGUUGUUCCCUGAGAAGGGAACGAGACGCUGCGUCUCCCUUGCCAUACUUUCUGCGUCCCUGUAACUCCGUCUUUGGCAAUAUUUCAGAUAGGGAUAUACUUACUGACUCCCGCGUCACCCUGUCUUUGUCGUUAAGCCUCACCUUUGGUUUAAUUUUAUAGACACACUUACCCCUGGAGGCGUCCCCAAAGUGUCACCGCAGUGAUGCAGCGCGAGUUCCCUCAAAAGGGAACUGUAACAAUGUAUCUUAAAAGGUAACACGAUGUAACCUUGCUCUCACUUGAAAUGUGUCCCCACAUUUAGUCCUUGAAUUUGAGGGUAUUGGACCUGGAAAGGCCCUUGAAUUUGAAGUUAACUAAGGUGUGGGAACCCUGUUUAUAGAAACCAAAAUCAUUUAAGAUUUACUACAUGUGCUUUUUGAGGUCACAAAAGGUUUUUAUUUUCUACUUGAUAUAAAAUGAAUGUCAGAAGAUAUGUAUGCAGCUCUUGUAACACAUAGUGACCAAAAAUAUAAAUCUGUUUCUAGCUUUAGAAGACUUUGACUACAGUGCAUUAGUUGUUGUGAAAUCCAUUCAGGUUA
Messenger RNA from Paramisgurnus dabryanus, 3645 nucleotides. It is a transcript of the gene plaub, whose product is annotated as plasminogen activator, urokinase b. Gene Ontology annotation, biological process: plasminogen activation; regulation of cell adhesion mediated by integrin. The record is from RefSeq and is a predicted model, not a curated record. Gene Ontology annotation, molecular function: serine-type endopeptidase activity. NCBI's taxonomy places the organism in Eukaryota, Metazoa, Chordata, Actinopteri, Cypriniformes, Cobitidae.